CGAGCAACACUAAGGAUUUAGAUCAAAUCAUUUUAAGCAAAUUUCAGGUGUACCGCAGGGCUCGGUCCUUGGGCCCCUUCUUUUCAUAGUUUUUAUUGAUGACAUUAUUGGCAAAAGCACAGAAGUAAAAUGUAUGCUGACGAUUUAAAAAUGUUUGCUGAAAUAUGGAACUUUGUUGAUUUCACAGCUUUACAAAGUUGUUUAGCUGAAUUAUUGCUAUGGUAUACUAAAAAUUAUUUGCAUUUGAAUCCUGGUAAAUGUAGUGUUAUGACAUAUACUAGGAAAAAAUCAUAUUUCACCUUUGAUUAUCAGAUCAAUGGCACUGUGUUAAGUAGGCCGGAGUUUAUAAAGGAUCUGGGAGUCCAUUUUGACAGGGAAUUAACUUUCGCAAGGCAUAUUGAGCAGACAGUUAUGUGUGCUUCACGGAGUCUUGGUUUUGUAAUUCCAAAUUCCAAACAAUUUAAAAGUAUACAUACAAUGAAGCUUUUAUAUAUUAGUUUUGUUAGAUCUAGACUUGAGUAUGCGUCAGUUGUAUGAAAUCCAUCACUUAACAUUUAUAGUAG
This is a messenger RNA of Psylliodes chrysocephalus, 563 nucleotides long. NCBI's taxonomy places the organism in Eukaryota, Metazoa, Arthropoda, Insecta, Coleoptera, Chrysomelidae. The record is from the annotation of a GenBank genome assembly.